Messenger RNA from Vigna radiata var. radiata (mung bean), 1216 nucleotides. RefSeq names its product RNA-binding protein CP31B, chloroplastic. Gene Ontology annotation, cellular component: cytosol. Gene Ontology annotation, molecular function: mRNA binding. The transcript has 4 exons. NCBI's taxonomy places the organism in Eukaryota, Viridiplantae, Streptophyta, Magnoliopsida, Fabales, Fabaceae. The coding region runs from base 45 to 926 and encodes 293 amino acids. The record is from RefSeq and is a predicted model, not a curated record.
UCUUUAUCCACACUGCUGUGUUGUGUUUAUACCCAACUUUGAAAAUGGCUACUUUAGAAUCUGCCCUCACCUUGUUCGCACCUCAACGAUUUUCGGAUAAUUAUCGUUCGUCUGCAAAACCACCUUACUCCAUUAAGCUUCAUACUUCCUCUUCCCUUUUCUUCUCUUCCAAGGCCUCUUUCAAAUCUGCAAGACUCUGCUUUCAGCUAUGCUCUGCUCUGCAAGAGCUACCCACAACAGAGAAAACACCUGACUCAACCCAACCAACUGACAAUCUUACCAAGCUCUACGUAUCUAACUUGCCUUGGACUCUGUCGCCGGCCGACAUCAAGAACCUUUUUGCCCAAUGCGGACCUGUAACCGACGUCGAGAUAAUAAGGAACAAAAAAGGGAGGCACAUGGGAUAUGCCUUCGUCACUAUGGAUUCCGGGGAAGAGGCUCAGGCUGCCCUUGAUAAAUUUGAUACAUAUGAAUUAUCAGGACGGAUAAUAAGGGUAGAGUUUGCAAAGCAAUUGAAUAAACCUCCUCCUUCUUCUUCUCCUCCUCCACCUUCUUCAAGUCGUCGCAAUCCUAGAGAGACACGACAUGUACUUUAUGUAUCCAACCUUACAUGGAAAGCAAGAUCUACCCAUCUCAGGCAAGUCUUCACUGAAAAUUUCAAAACACCAGUUUCAGCCAGGGUUGUCUUUGACAGCCCUUCUAAACGAUCAGCUGGGUACGGAUUUGUUUCUUUUCUUACGAAGGAGGAUGCAGAGGCUGCCAUUUCUGCUGUGGACGGGAAGGAGUUAAUGGGACGACCCCUUCGCCUAACAUUCAGUGAAAAGAAGGAUAAGGAAGCUGGAGGUGGAAAAGAGGAAGAUCAAAUUAAAGAUGCUGGAAUUGAAGAUGAAGACCAAAGUUCUGAUGCUCAACCAGAAGAGUCAUAAAUUUUGGAUAUUCAUUUACUGGUCUUUGGUCAUGGUAUGGAUUCUACGAGCUGAAAAUACACCUUAUGUGUAAAAGAACUAUGAUGGUUGAACUUUUGCAUUCACAAUAUUUUUCACCAAGGUCGAGUUUAUUAUUCCUCUAAAAUGUGGGUGAAAACAUAAGAAACUUUUAUAAAUAUAGGCUCUGAAUUUUUUUCACUCCCAUUUUUAAGGGUACUUUAAGGGGUCUGCAAACCAUGUAUCAUGAGACUAAGUUUAAUUCAUUAUAUUGGAACCGUAGAUCUCCUCCA